ACUGCCCGCAGAAAGAAGAAGGUGGUUCACAGAACAGCUACAGCAGAUGACAAGAAACUUCAGUUUUCUUUGAAGAAACUAGGAGUCAACAAUAUUUCUGGAAUUGAAGAGGUAAACAUGUUUACCAAUCAAGGAACAGUCAUUCACUUCAAUAACCCCAAAGUUCAGGCAUCUCUGGCUGCUAACACUUUCACUAUCACCGGCCAUGCUGAGACAAAGCAGCUGACAGAAAUGCUUCCUAGCAUUUUAAAUCAGCUUGGAGCUGACAGUCUGACCAGCCUGAGGAGAUUGGCAGAAGCUCUACCCAAGCAAUCUGUGGAUGGAAAAGCACCACUUGCUACUGGUGAAGAUGAUGAUGAUGAAGUUCCAGAUCUCGUUGAAAACUUUGAUGAAGCUUCGAAGAAUGAGGCAAACUGAACGAAGUACCACUUUCUGAAUAAAAUUAAAACUUGAAAAAGCUACAUGGAGCUGCUAUUUUAUAUUGUGACUGCUUUGAUUUUGUUUUUUAUUUCUUGAUAUUUGGAAACUCCUUGAACCUGCAGCUCUUUAGUUAUUGCUUGUACACAAUAUUAUUUUUGUGGCCUGAUUGAACAAAUCUAUGCUGUGAAAUAAGUCAGAUUGCUAACGAAUCUCUGCCUAGAAACAAUUUUUGAGUAACUUGUAUACAAGCAAAAUCCCAUCUUAAUGAACUUUGGCAUACAAUAAAAAUAUA
This is a messenger RNA of Opisthocomus hoazin, 712 nucleotides long. The record is from RefSeq and is a predicted model, not a curated record. Lineage: Eukaryota; Metazoa; Chordata; Aves; Opisthocomiformes; Opisthocomidae.